AUGACAGCUCACCCGACGCAAAAUGAUUUUGGUGUUUUUGAACGGCCACUCUACGGGCAACUAUACUUUUUAGAUCCUGAUGAAGCCGUUAAUGAAAGAGUUAACCAUCCACUUAAUUCUGGAAUUACUACUUCAAUGAUGAAGUUAUUGGAAUUCAUCAUUCGAGCGCAUAAUCGCUAUGUACAGGGAUAUAUAAUGAUGCGAGAAGUAGAGGACGAAAUGAAUCGGUUAACUUCAGCUCAAGGGUUACCCCCACCAUACGUAAAGCUUUUAUUUAGAGUUCCAGAUCAAGUUGAUCGCAGAAGGUUUAAUAUACCGGCGUGUAAUGAGAAUAUCAUUUCAAGCAACAAUCUUAUUGAUGAAGUAUUUGGCAACUGCUUAGCUAAUGGAAAUUAUGAUGGGAUGAAAGACAGAGUAAUACUUGCGCCUCUUAACAAAGAUGUUGAAAAAAUUUAUGAUGACAUAUCAGAAGGACUAUGCAAUGAUGUAAGACUUAUUGUAACAUGUCUGUGCAAUCAUAUAAUAAAGGAAAAAAUUGUUAAUGGUGAACAAUCCGGCAAAGAAGUACAUAUACCAAGGAUAGCCCUUGACUCAUCAAAAGGACAACUUCGAUGCACCAUGUAG
This is a messenger RNA of Parnassius apollo (apollo), 624 nucleotides long. The record is from the annotation of a GenBank genome assembly. Lineage: Eukaryota; Metazoa; Arthropoda; Insecta; Lepidoptera; Papilionidae.